This is a messenger RNA of Diaporthe amygdali, 3207 nucleotides long. Its product is annotated as thioester reductase domain-containing protein. NCBI's taxonomy places the organism in Eukaryota, Fungi, Ascomycota, Sordariomycetes, Diaporthales, Diaporthaceae. The record is from RefSeq and is a predicted model, not a curated record. Bases 1 to 3207 code for a protein of 1068 amino acids. The transcript is spliced from 2 exons. Gene Ontology annotation, molecular function: phosphopantetheine binding.
AUGGAGCCCCAGCCGCCCACAGAGGUGGUUUCCGUCGACAUCCUCAUUCGCCGACUGGUAAAGACUGCACCCGAUAAGGUGAUGAUAUCCUAUCCAGACCAUGAACUGGACUUCAAGGACUACACGGCCGCAGACUUAGACCGCCUGACGAAAAGUGCAAUAAGCACGUACCCAAAGUCUCUCAGAGAAUCUGCACAGAAUGCAAAGCCCGGGGAGGCGCCCGCAGUCGCCAUUGUAGGGGCUUCCAGCCUCGAAUAUUACGUCCAUCUCUUCGCCCUUAGUCGGAUGGGUCUGACAACUGUGGUAAUGUCACCACGGCUGCCUGACCAGGGAUUGGCGCACCUGAUACGGCAUCAACACUGUGUGGCCGUCUUUGCAUCUGGCCUCUCCAUACCAGCCCUGGAGAGAGUAAAGACUAUCCAGGAAAACUUGCCAGAAUUUGAUAUCAUUUCCAUGGCACAGAUGGCAGAACUCGACGCAAUCUCUCGACAUGGAGCUCUUAUCGAUCUCCCUGUCGUUGAAUACAAAGACGAUCUCGAGACGCCUUUCUUCGUCAUCCACAGUGGAGGGACCACGGGCCUACCAAAACCUGUUCCCCGUCACAUGGGUCGUGAUCUCAUGCAUCUAGCAAAGCUUAUUUCCGAGUCUGUUCCAGACAUACUGGCGACGCUCCCUGUCUAUCAUGCUUUUGGCUUUGGCCAUUUCAUAGCCACACUGUGGGGCACUUUCACAUUGAGCCUGCUGAACGCCUCCCGACCAGUCACUGCCUCAGUCAUAUUGAAAGCACUAGACAUCACACGGUGCAAGGCUCUUGCGACGGUACCACACUUACUCAAAUUCAUCGUCGAGGCUCCAGGUGGUGCAGAGAGGCUCGCACGACUACAACGUGUCGCGGCAGCCGGCUCAGCGACCCCGGAGGUGCUAGGAAAUCAGCUGGCCGAGAAGGGUGUGAACAUUGUCUCUCCAUAUGGACAAUCAGAAAGUGGUGCCCUGAUGCGUAAUGUCCCCGGACCAGACUGGGUUUGGCACAUGCCUAUGCCAGCUGCUGAGCCGUAUUUGAAGUUUGAGCCUUACGGAGACGAAGAUCAGGGGCUUUCCCACCUGGUCGUACUUCCUGGCCUGCCAACCUUGGUAAUGUCCAACAGACCUGAUGGCUCGUACGCGACCCAGGAUCUCUUCGUGCGCCAUCCGACAGAUCCCAGGAAGUGGAAAUUUGCCAGCAGGGCAGACGACAUAAUCGUGCUGGUGAAUGGCCUGAAGGCGGAUCCGCACUUGCUAGAGGAGGCUGUCGCGAAGAACCGCAACGUGGAUACCACGAUGGCCUUUGGCGCAGGACGGGACUCCCUCGGUCUGGUUGUGGUUCCGUCGGCCCAUGCAUCAGGGCUGUCAAAGGAGGAGCUGGCAGCUAGCAUUGCCCCUGACCUGAAGCUGGGCAAUUCCCUAGUAUCAGCUUACACGCGGGUCCCACUUGAUGCCGUCAUUUUCAGAGAAGCAGGGAGCGAAGUGCCGAGAACGGCGAAGGACACGUUGAUACGCUCAAAGUUCCUCGAAAUGUGCAAAGAGGACAUCGAUGCGCAUUACGCCGCAAGAGAAGCGCAAAGCAGCACACAGGUCUCCAUCGCGGACGACGAGGUCGAAGACGUUGUGCGCGAAGUCGUGAGCUCAGUAGUGUCAGCCGAAGAUGCGGACUUAGGUAUCGACACCGACUUUUUCGGUCUCGGCAUGGACUCCUUGCAGGCCUCAUAUGUGCGUUCGCGGCUGCUCAGGCGCGUGAACCUUGGCGGACGUCUCCUGCCGACCAAUGUCGUUUUCGAGAGUCCCACCGUGGGCCAGCUUACCAACUAUAUACUGGCGGUGAGAAACGGACGAGAUCCCAAAGAUGCGACUCAUUCUGAAAGAGAAAUCGCGCAAGGCCUUCUAAAGAAGUACACUCAGUUUGCUCAGUGCGAACCACAGACCCUACAAGCUGGUCCUGGGCGUGUUGUUCUAAUUACGGGAGCGACCGGUUUUAUUGGCAGCCAUGUGAUUCAUCGUCUGGCCUCGUCGUCAGAUGUGGACCAGGUCUACUGCCUCGUUCGAGCAGAUUCAGAUGAGGCGGCAGACUUGCGCAUCACCAAGUCCCUCCAUGAAGCUCACCUAGAAGUGACAGAUAGCCACCAGAGAUCGAAGAUUGUCGCCCUUGCCUCCGACCUUGGACAGACCAGCCUAGGUCUGAACAAUAGCCAUUAUGAGAUAUUGCGUACUUCGGUCACGGAUAUUAUUCAUGGUGCCUGGGCAGUGAACUUCAACCUAUCCUUGUCAUCAUUCGAAAACCCUUCCAUCGCCUCGAUCUCGCACUUGCUGAACUUGGCAAUACGUUCUCCUCUAAAUCCUAGGCCUAAAUUCUCAUUCAUUUCCAGCAUCGCUGCUAUCGCUCUUGCAAAAGCCCAAGAAGGAGUGAAGGAGACUAGGUAUGGAUGGGAAGCCGCAAGUCAAAUAGGCUACGGGCAAUCGAAGUGGGUUGGGGAGGAGAUUUGUUCUGCGGCUGUCAAGUAUGCUGCGCAAAAUGGCGUCGAUCUCCCCGUCCAGAUUCUCCGGGUGGGCCAGAUUGUUGGUGAUAACAAGCGUGGCAUGUGGAACCCAAAGGAGGCGAUCCCGUUGACUGUACAGAGCGCCUUGACCACCGGCGCGCUUCCUGUCGUGGAGGGAGCCGACAUGCAAUACUGGCUGCCAGUUGACAUAGCUGCGGCUGCCAUCAUCGAACUUGCAUUCCGCAGUCGAUCCAAUGAAGACACAGAGGGAGCACGAGUGUUUCAUGUGUCCAACACAACUCCACUGCACUGGAAUACAGAGUUCUUGCCUGCUCUCGCCAGGCACAAUCUCGCUUUCGAGGCAAUCCCACAACAAGAAUGGCUGCGCCGGCUAGAAAGCGCAGUACCUAAUCAUAGACUACUUCAGCACUUCAAGAGAAGAUACGGAGUCGUUCAUGACAACCAGGCUUCUACACGUGCCGAAGACGCCUUGGAUCUGUUUGAAGCGCGGAAGUAUUCCAACGCACUGAGAGACGGCACAAAAAUUGACGAGCAUAUGAUCGGCAGGUUCUUGACAUACUGGCUGGGGCUGGAAGAAUGGAAAUCUCUUGAGCAAUCAACAAAUACCAACGGCCUAGCUGUGGGCCAGCAGAGCGGCCGGAGAGACAGUGGAGUGGGGAUAUGUCAGGUCAAGUAA